Molecule: messenger RNA, 1182 nt
Organism: Myripristis murdjan (pinecone soldierfish)
Lineage: Eukaryota; Metazoa; Chordata; Actinopteri; Holocentriformes; Holocentridae
Product: fibroblast growth factor 14-like
Exons: 6
Coding region: 1-1182 (393 amino acids)
Molecular function (GO): growth factor activity
Source: RefSeq, a predicted model, not a curated record
AUGCAAUGGUUUUUUGUGCAGAAGCCGCCAGCUGCCGCGUACCGCCGACUUCACGCUAGCGCCGCCGCAUGCCUGUCCUCCGCUGCCGCUCCGCUCCCCGCGCCGCGCGGCAGACGACGCCAUCUGAAGAGGAGCGCUCGGGGGCUUUUGACGCCGCGGCGGCCGGGCGGCAGCAGCAGCAGCGACCGCUCCUCCGCUGCUAAAGAUCUCCGGCCGCAGGAGCAGCCGGAGGUGGUGACCGCGGGCGAAAGCGCCGCAGCGGUUGCUCUUUUCUUGCCGCACGACGACGACGACGACGCGGAAUACGUGCGGCUACUGGUCUCCGAGCUUGCGGAGGGACCGGGCGAGAAACCGGGCGACGAGCCGGGGAUCCUGCUGUUAUUCUUGUCUAUGGUGCAGUUCGUGGGGCCGAAGCACCGCCGAACUGAGCCCAACAGCUGGCCGGCUCUGCUGGCAUGCAAACAGGGGGCCGGCUCAGCCCCCAUGCGCACCUCCUCCUCCUCCUCCCCCGUCUCGGCCAAAUCCAUGCGGUUUAUUUGGAACAACAUUUUCAGCAAAGGAUCGCAUAUGCUGCAGUGUCUUUGUGGCAGGAGCCUCAAGAAAAACAAGAACCCAACUGAACCACAGCUGAAGGGCAUAGUGACCAGGUUAUUCUGCAGGCAGGGCUUCUAUCUCCAGAUGGGCCAGGAUGGAAGUUUGGACGGGACCAAAGACGACAGCACCAACUCCUCUCUGUUCAACUUAAUUCCUGUGGGUCUGAGAGUUGUGGCCAUCCAGUCGGUCAAGACUGGCCUCUACAUCGCCAUGAACGGAGAGGGUCACCUCUACUCCUCAGAGUUGUUUACGGCGGAGUGUAAGUUUAAGGAGUCGGUGUUUGAAAACUACUAUGUGAUCUACAGCUCUAUGCUGUACAGACAGCAGGAGUCAGGCCGGGCCUGGUUUCUGGGCCUCAAUAAAGAAGGACAAGCCAUGAAGGGCAACAGGGUCAAAAAGACGAAACCAGCCGCACACUUCCUGCCUAAACCUAUAGAAGUUGCAAUGUACAGAGAGCCUUCAUUGCAUGACGUCGGGGAGGCGGUGCCUAAAGCUGCCGGAGGCCCGCCUUCGAAAAGCACAACCAGCGAGCCGGUGGUCAUGAACGGCGGCAAGCCAGUCAACAAGCCUGACAAGGAGGCGACAUAA